Molecule: messenger RNA, 1344 nt
Organism: Fulmarus glacialis (Northern fulmar)
Lineage: Eukaryota; Metazoa; Chordata; Aves; Procellariiformes; Procellariidae
Product: solute carrier family 2, facilitated glucose transporter member 11-like
Exons: 10
Biological process (GO): monosaccharide transmembrane transport
Cellular component (GO): membrane
Molecular function (GO): hexose transmembrane transporter activity
Source: RefSeq, a predicted model, not a curated record
AGAAGCCUGUGAUGACAAAGACACAUCACACACUGGACAACCAGCCCCUACCCAGAGAUGACCGGAUUCCUAUCAGACCUGAGGGAACAUGCCUAUCUGCAAAUCCCUUGAACAAAUGAGACAUUUCUGGAGAAUGAAAGACACAUUCCAAAAACAGCCUGAUGUGGCUACAAGCUUAAGAAGAUUUUGUUCUACCUCUGCAGGUACAGUACCAGGGGCUCUUUCAAAUGAUCACUGUCCUGGGGAUUGGUGGAACAUUCCAAAUUGGCUUUCAAAUUUCUACAAUCACCUACAUGUCUCAGCAUGUUAAGGCUUUCAUUAAUGAAACUUGGCUGGAGCGAUAUGGCUACCCCAUCCAUCAGGAUAACCUCUUGUUCCUGUGGUCUAUCACCGUGUCUAUCUUUGGUAUAGGAGGUCUCUUGGGUUCUUCAGGAAGUAGAUACUUGACUGUCAAGUAUGGCAAAAAGAAAUGUCUUCUGUGCAACAAUCUGCUCAUGAUAGUGGCAGCAUCCAUCAUGGGCUGCAGUAAAAUAGCCCAGUCCUUUGAGAUGAUUCUAAUUGGACGCUUCAUGUGUGGAAUAAGUGCAGGUCUUUGUGCUCCUCUACAUCAUCAAUACGUUGGAGAAAUUUCCCCUAGGAAGCUACGUGGAUUUGCAAACUCUACUUCCUCUUUCUUUUGGUCACUGGGAAAAGCCGUAGGGCAAAUUUCAGGACAAAGGGAGCUGCUGGGCAGCCAGUCCCUGUGGCCCAUGCUGAUGGCCUCCUGUGGACUUCCAGCACUGGUGCAGCUGGUGACUUUGCCCUUCUUCCCUGAGUCCCCACCAUAUCUCCUCAUGCAUAAAGGAGACCAGGAAGGCUGCAAAAAAGCCAUAAGGCAGCUUUGGGGUGAAGGCCAUCACCAAGCAGAGAUUGAUGACAUCAUGAAAGAGAAGGCAACAAUGAAAAACACCAAGAUCUUGAGUGUCCUGGAGCUAAUGAAAGAACAAGCUUUCCGUUGGCAGCUGUACAUUAUAGUUAUUCUGACCGCCACAGUUCAGCUAUGUGGCAUCAAUGCAAUUUAUUUUUAUACUUUUGAAGUCCUCCAGGCAGCCGGCUUUGAUGAAAGAAUGAUCUCCUAUAUGACCCUCUCUGUUGGACUCUCUGAACUCGUAGCUACUGUAGUCUGUAGCUCCAUCAUUGAGCGACUGGGCAGGAAAGUGCUCCUAAGAGGAGGCUAUUGGAUCAUGGGUUCACUGCUAGCUGGUAUCACCGUGACUCUCUCCCUACAGGACUGGUAUUUCUGGAUGCCAUACUGCAGCCUUUGUCUGAUUAUCUUGUUUGUAGUUGUCUUUGGAGUCGGGCCAG